Messenger RNA from Lodderomyces parapsilosis, 270 nucleotides. RefSeq lists its product as uncharacterized. The record is from RefSeq and is a predicted model, not a curated record. The transcript has 2 exons. NCBI's taxonomy places the organism in Eukaryota, Fungi, Ascomycota, Pichiomycetes, Serinales, Debaryomycetaceae. Bases 1 to 270 code for a protein of 89 amino acids.
AUGGAUUUUUGCUUCUUUCUCAUAGGGUUUCAAGAUUACAACAAUGAACUAUCUGAUGUGGGACAUAUCCCAUGCUAUUGCGGACGUUGUCACAACCAAAGUGCCUUUGCCGUGCGCACGAUAAGUGCCGUGACACUUUUCUUCAUUCCUGUGCUUCCGUACUCCUUUUCGAAGCGAUUAGUGUGCAACAUAUGCGGAAAUACGGGCGACUUGGAUGAUAUGGGAAUUAACCAAUUGAGAAAUGGCCAGCCAGUGGCAAUAGCAGGGUGA